AUGAUUGACGAUGUCUUUGGCCAUGGACAAUAUGUACAACACGCUCCGAUUGAGAAUAUGAGCCAUGCCUCUAUGUCAAAGGCGGUGUAUGAAGGGCGAAAUGCAGUCAAUGUGAAUGGCGUUGAGGACGCUGUGGACUUGAUGGUAAAGGCACCAGAUGACAAGGAGUACGACCGCGGUUUACGCUACAUGUACUAUCUUCUCGAUGGAUUUGGCGAAAAAGGAGAACUCCCGGAGCCAAAACACCCUCUUCUCGUUUAUUUCAUGCGCAAUUGGGAUGCUUGCAAGGACAUGUGGGCAGUUUAG
Phytophthora nicotianae INRA-310 is the source of this 306-nucleotide messenger RNA. RefSeq lists its product as hypothetical. The transcript is spliced from 2 exons. The record is from RefSeq and is a predicted model, not a curated record. Bases 1 to 306 code for a protein of 101 amino acids. NCBI's taxonomy places the organism in Eukaryota, Oomycota, Peronosporomycetes, Peronosporales, Peronosporaceae.